Messenger RNA from Syzygium oleosum, 2409 nucleotides. RefSeq names its product tRNA nucleotidyltransferase cca2. The coding region runs from base 356 to 2083 and encodes 575 amino acids. The record is from RefSeq and is a predicted model, not a curated record. Lineage: Eukaryota; Viridiplantae; Streptophyta; Magnoliopsida; Myrtales; Myrtaceae. The transcript has 16 exons. Gene Ontology annotation, biological process: tRNA 3'-terminal CCA addition. Gene Ontology annotation, molecular function: RNA binding; ATP:3'-cytidine-cytidine-tRNA adenylyltransferase activity.
UUAUCUCUGGGCGCCUGUCCGUCUCUCCCGCCCCUCCGCCGCUGCGCUUCCGCUCCGCCCGCCGUCGCCGUGUCGCCUCCGCUCGUUCGCCGUCUUAACUCCCGCCUUCGCCUCCGAAAGCAGCGGCCGUACUUAUGCUUAACGUCGCCCAUCGCACCGGCCACCUCACAGCAGCCGAGCCGAGCUGAGCGACCCCCUCCAGAGUUUGCAAUACUCGAGUAUGAAUGGAAAAAGGAAUUCGGUUUUGCCCUGCAGAAACCAAGGCCCUCGCGAGCGCCGAAUUCUCCUGGCAAUGGAAGGGAAAAACUGGAUGAAUUGAAGCAAAGGGCGUUUCCAGCAUGAGUGAGGGCGGACAAUGAGAGCGGCAUUGUUGAACGGCAACAGUUCAAGUCUUUUUCUUAGAAGCAUCGUCGGUGGUGGCAAUUCUCUCGCUUUUGGAAGCCUUUGGAGUCCCCUUAAGGCGCGAAACCCAACUAAAGGAGCAGGGUUCUUGAGUUGCAAAUUGAUGUCGAUGAAUUCGCCGGCAGUGCGAGUGAAGGAAAAGAUCGAUCUGACAGAGAAGGAGAAGAUGAUCUUUGAUAGGCUUCUCGCCACCAUUCGCCAUUUUGAUCUCUCGACCGAGCUGCGCGUCGCCGGUGGCUGGGUCCGUGAUAAGCUUCUGGGGAAAGAGUGUUAUGACAUCGAUAUUGCAAUUGAUGACAUGUUGGGCAGUACAUUCGUUGAUAAGGUUACCCGAUAUCUGGCAUCAACAGGGGAAGAGGCACAAGGUCUGGCUGUUAUCCCGAGCAACCCAGACCAGUCGAAACAUCUGGAAACAGCGAGGAUGCGCCUCUAUGAUAUAUGGAUUGAUUUUGUUAACUUAAGGUCUGAAAAGUACAGUGAGAAUAGCCGCAUUCCCACCCAGAUGGAAUUUGGAACUGCAGAAGAGGAUGCUUAUAGAAGGGAUUUAACUAUAAACAGCUUGUUUUACAAUAUCAACACCAGCUCAGUUGAAGAUUUAACUGGGAGAGGGAUUGAUGAUCUUAAAUCAGGAAAAAUUGUGACACCUCUAGCCCCAAAGGAAACGUUUCUGGAUGAUCCUCUGCGAGUUCUUCGUGCAGUUCGCUUUGGCGCAAGGUUCAGAUUUACGUUGGAUGAAGAGCUGAAGCGAGCUGCCGCAUCCAAUGAUGUCAAAGAUGCACUUGGAGCUAAAAUCAGUAGAGAGCGCAUUGGAACAGAAGUUGAUCUGAUGAUAUCGGGCAAUGAGCCAAUUAAAGCUAUUGCUUACAUCAAUGAGUUGCAAUUGUUUUGGGUUGUCUUCAGUCUACCUCAUGAACAUGAACAUGAACCGACAUUGCCAGAAGAUUGCGAUAGGCUCUGCUUGGCUUAUAUGGAUGCUGCAUGGAGCCUUCUGCAGCUACUUGGAUCGUUGUCUCUUACUGACGAACAAAGAAGGUUGUCCUUGUAUGCAGCUCUCUUUUGCCCUUUCAGAACCAUCACAUACAGAGAUAGCAAAGGCAAGAAGAUUCCAAUUGUCAACUAUGUUUUUCGAAACUCUCUCAAGCGAAAGGCUAGCGAUGCUGACAGAGUCGUUGGUGUACACUCUGCUGUGGCGAGACUGCUUGGCUUGAUUCCUUUUCUUGAAUCAAAUGUUGACGGAGAGCUCAAUGAAGAUGAUCUGGGUAGUGAACUUGUUGAUAUCCCUGCUUCGUCAAAGCUGCGGGUAGUAACAGGAUUUCUCCUGCGAGAAGUCAAGGAUUUCUGGCGAGUAGCCUUAUUGAUUGCUGUGCUGACUUAUCCCUCUCCUAUUGACUGCUCUGAAGAUGGCAUGUUCAAGCACUACGAAUUAGACAAGAGAAAAGAGUUGUUCCAGGCAGUUGAGAAUGCUAUUGUCAAAUUAGGCCUGGAUAAAAUAUGGGAAGAGAAGCCUCUAGUCACAGGAAAGGAUAUUAUGAGUGUUCUGCAGCUCAAAUCUGGAGGUCCAUUGGUUAAGGAAUGGCAACAAAAGCUACUCGCGUGGCAGCUGGCAAACCCGGCUGGAACUGCGGAUGAGUGCCUUGGAUGGAUGAGGCAAACUCAUUUGAAGCGAAUAAAAAUGGAGUAAAUUAAUGGAAAGGUCUCAGCAAGUUAUGGCAUUUUUUUGUAGUUCAAACAUGUUUCGCAAGGUCUGGAGCGCACCUACGGUUUGUCCAGAAAUUUUUGGAAACUUUACAGCAUACGGCAUCAGAAGACUAGUUUCAAAAUUACAUUGACGUCUGGCCAGUUUAGGAUGUAAAUUCAAAAGCUGUUGGUGGUAUAUAGAAAUUUCGACGACGAAUAUCCUCUUUUACAUGAUAGAUAGGAUGCAUCUCUUAUGGAAGUUAAAUUUAUGGUUAGAUAUUUCGUCGUGUUUGAAUUAUGUUAUCGUGUCAGUAUGAGAAAUUGCUACCA